UUUCCACAGAGAGUAUCAUUACAAAUCAAUGACGGACGAAACUCUUAGUUGAAGAGGAACAUCACCACAUUGUCUAAAAUUGAAUCCAUGCGUAGGCUUGAAGGACAGAAAGCCGAAGAGUGAAGUUUGUUUUCAAAAAGUUCCAAUGGAGUCGGAAAGCGAAGUGUCUAGAAAUACAAGUGCCAAAAGAUUUUCCAGCUGAUUGGAUUUCUCUUCAAGGAACUAUAACUCUUACUUGAGAGGCUAGGCGCCGGGUAAUUGUUUAAGCAUGAUUGAGGACUGCAGAAUUUUGAAUACUUUAUUUGGUCCAAUGCGUUUUUAACAAUCUGGUGGGCUGUGGUUUUUAGCUUCGCUCCAAUGUUUUUCAAAUCUCGAACGACUAUCUAGUGUGAAAUUUUUUUAUUCCUUGCAACCAUGUGACGUCGAUUUGAUCGAACCAAGUGUCUUAAAAACACGGAUAAUUCUCAGAGGAAAGAAGCAGAACUUCCCGGGAACAGAAAAAUUAAUAGUGGUUUUGAUGUUCUAAGAACAGCGCGUGUUUACUAUAUACAGUCUGCUCGUCGAACUGUGUGUUACUUAACGUAAUUUUAGCGUCUGGACGCCGAAAACACACUAAGUAUUUUAUCGUCAAAUCCCACACGGAAUUCACAGUUGAAGAUGCCGCUUUUCAAAGGAAAAGACAAAGAGGACGAUUCGGAGGGAGAUCGAAAGAAAAUGCUGCCAAAUAUGAAUCUCCCAAGCAUUGAUAAAACUAAAAUCAAGGGAUCACUGAAAUGCGUGAAAUGGAUCCAAAAGAAAAUUCAGAAGAAAGGCGCCGCUUUUCCACUGUUCAUGAUUCUCUUGAACGCCGCUUACCUGACUUUAGGAGGACUUUUAUUUAUGGCUCUAGAGCGGCAACCUAAAGUUGUCGUAAAUACUUCCCAAGAAUUGGUGGAAAUUUUCAAUGUUUUGAAGAACUCUGAAAUAAGACAGAACUUGUCGCUACCCAGUGGAAUAAAUGUGCCUGGUCUAGUGCAAAAUCUCACUUCUAAGGAUUUAGGAAAAUUUGACGAUGUUCUUUCUCGAAUAACCAGCCAACGCAUGGAUGCGGCCAAAAAGGAAUGGAACAUCUACAAUUCAGUAUUUUUCUGUAUGACCGUAACAACUACGAUUGGUUAUGGAAACUUGUCCCCAGUAACUGUGGCUGGCCGCGUCAUUUGUGUCAUUUACGCUUUACUAGGAAUACCGCUUACCUUAGCAUUACUCGCUAUCGUUGGUAAAAUACUGGGUGACUACAUAAAUGAUGCGUGCGCAUGGCUUCUGAAAUGGUAUCGGAAAGUUCACAAGUCCUACGAAUACGAACGAACCGUCCAAGACGGCGAUGAUGGUCAAGUGGAUGCUCCAUUGUGGAUGGGCCUGUUAAUCCUUUUGUUCUUCACAACUCUCAUGGCUGGACUGUUUUGUUGGAUAGAGGGAUGGGAUUUUGGCACAUCUCUUUAUUUUCAAUACAUAACGUAUCUUACCAUUGGGUUUGGAGACGUUGUGCCACAAAAAGAGCAGCUCGUCUUCGUGAAUAUUUUUCUCGUAUUCCUCGGGCUGUCAGUCCUAUCAAUCACGCUUAGUAUGAUCGCAUCUAACAUUCACCAUCAAAUGCAGAAAGCCUCGUUUAUUGAGAAACUUAAAGACACAGAGUUGUCUGAUUCUUCCUUCGUUGGCUCGGCCGUGGGGGUCGGGGACGAGGAGAAUGGUGAUGGCAACGGGAAUAAAGGAAGGAGAGGGUCUGGAGAUGACAGCGCAAUCACCACACAGGACUCAAAUGGUGGAAAAACUUACGGGAGCACAGAAAAUAGUCCCUAAAACAUCUUUUUUUUUUUCAAAGAAAAACUGUAUACCGCAAGAAUUCAAUGUUAAUUUUGGUAUGUGAACCUCUUUGAGUCUAGAACUAACUCCUAACGCAAGUAGAUGUGGCUAUUGAAUUUUCUGAAUUUACUCUUUGAUAGUUUUCCCCUCUACAGGGCUAAUCUGGGAAUGUUUAUUUACCAGUAUUCUGGCAAUAAGACUUCCCUGUAACUACUAGAAAAGACCUUAAAUUAAGUUUAAAAUAGUUUUGUUCCAAAUUGUUAAACUUUCUGUGUGUACGUGAGAUGCAUAUAGCCAUGUGCGCACGUGCCCACGUGUGCACGUUUCAGUCCCACGUGGGUUACACUCACAUGGACUGUCUCUGUCAGCGACUUGAGAUUUACCGACGAUCUCUUCUCCUUCGGCACUGUCGUUUAUUGUGGAAGAAAAUCAUAGAAAAGUUGUGCUUUUCCAGCUUCCCGCCUUAUAUAAAAGGCUAUUUUCGUAAAUUCGUGGGAAUGGACAUAUCUCUUUCCACUGAUUUUUGCAAAAGCAAGAAAAAGUUUACGAUGAUGAAAUUUCAACGCAAAUUCGAGAGCCAAAAUCUAUCGCCACUCGGCAUUAAAAAAAAAAAAAAAUAUGCCGUCCAAUUAUGCAAAGCUGUCAUACUUUGGCAAUUAAACUGGCUAAGUACCCUCGUAAGACUAGCUAUCCCUAUUUGCUUUUUUGGUAUGGUUAAUGUACAUUGAUUACCCCCAGCCAGCCUGGUAUUCUUGAAAAGAAACACAAUUAUCUAAAUUUAUUUUUGUAUCCAUUUUAAAAGGGCAUUCAUUGCCGUAAAAAUGUUUUGUUUAUUUUGUUCACAGAGUGCGUGUGCAACUAAUAAAUAAUUAUGUAAUGGUAGGAUUUUCGUGAGCUUUUUUUUUCCUCAAUAUCUGAUUGAGAGGGAAUCUUAAGAGAGAACAAAAAAUAUGUACAGCGGUAAACUGAUUAAAAGCAGGUCUUUCCGCCA
Messenger RNA from Stylophora pistillata, 2830 nucleotides. Its product is annotated as TWiK family of potassium channels protein 7. The record is from RefSeq and is a predicted model, not a curated record. Gene Ontology annotation, molecular function: potassium ion leak channel activity; outward rectifier potassium channel activity. Gene Ontology annotation, biological process: potassium ion transmembrane transport; stabilization of membrane potential. Gene Ontology annotation, cellular component: plasma membrane. NCBI's taxonomy places the organism in Eukaryota, Metazoa, Cnidaria, Anthozoa, Scleractinia, Pocilloporidae.